Molecule: messenger RNA, 234 nt
Organism: Coniosporium apollinis CBS 100218
Lineage: Eukaryota; Fungi; Ascomycota; Dothideomycetes
Exons: 4
Coding region: 1-234 (77 amino acids)
Biological process (GO): mitochondrial respiratory chain complex IV assembly
Cellular component (GO): mitochondrial intermembrane space
Source: RefSeq, a predicted model, not a curated record
AUGGCUAACGACGAGAAGAGAGAGACGGCAGUCCAGGCGGUGGAAGAUGACGAUGAACCUGAUGAUUGGGACAAGAGGAUAUUCAGUACAGGCUGUUCACAAGAGAACGCGAAGAUGACCGACUGCUACUUUGAGAAGAAGGACUGGCGGGCUUGCAAGAGCGAGAUGGAAGCCUUUCGCGAGUGUUGGAAGAGGCAGGGCAAUGAUCAAAGGACCGCGACGAAAGACGCAUGA